Messenger RNA from Ectocarpus siliculosus, 4371 nucleotides. The record is from the annotation of a GenBank genome assembly. Lineage: Eukaryota; Phaeophyceae; Ectocarpales; Ectocarpaceae.
AUGUCAACGUACAGCAGGAAUGAAGCCGCCCCGUCGUCGGCAAGGCAUAGCGGGAGCAACAACAUCGGUCCAACCUCCGAGCCAAUAGCCACGCCGAAUCAUGCCCCCGGUGGCGGCAGCGGCAGCGGUAAAGGCAGCGGCGAGGGAAGUGCUAGCAGCGACGAACAUCACAUUUUCGAGGUGAUAUUCCCGCCGACAGGUCCGCUCGGGAUUACCUUCGAGUGGGCGGUAGAUCGUGCAGCGGUCGUACGCCCCGCUCUUCCUCCUACCAGUCAAACGCUAGACGACGAUGAGGAUUAUACCAGCCGACGCCAGGAGACAACUAGUCCUCGUUUGGCUAGGGCUCGAGCCACCACCACAGAAACAGGCCACGACACAGUUCCCCACAGUGGUGAACGCCAGCCCCUAGCUGCAACUAGUGGGAGUGGUGAAGAACUCCUCCGAGAUGGACUCGGUCUCCCUCGCGGGAGGCGACUUUCACAAGAACACGAUCGGACGAAGAGCGGUCUUCCCUCGACAGAUACCAGCAACGGUGCCGUCAGUGGGCCUUUGCUCGACAAGAGCCACAGCAUGCGGGCGGUGACAAGCCUCAAUGGAACAACGAGAGAAACGGCGGAGCGCCAGGGCGGUGCUGAAGCAUUCGGGCCGGCGGCGGGGCGCGAGAUCCUUCGUCCCGGCGACAUUCUGGUCGAGGUGAACGGGAUGCCGGUAGCCGGGGACGCCGCGCGCGACGCCGGCAUCGUGUCUUUCGAAGACGCGGUCGGGGUAGUAGCGGCCGCCACAGCGGCAAGAUCACCAACGCCCGAGGCGCAUGGGCAACUGGACGCUGCGGCGAGGCAGCGACCACGAGUGCUGAAGUUCAGGCGGGAAGGACGGGGACAGCGACCAUCCUCUGCAUCUGUUACUCUUCUCCUGCCCUCGCCAAGAGAUCCUUCGAAAGGAGGAUGGGUCAACGGCAUUCCUGGGGGGGGUUCAGCAGGGUCAAGGUCGUCGUCAGGGACGGUGACGGAGCAAGACACUACGGGCUUAUCUUCGCGGUCGGCGCACGGCUUGGAGAGUAAAAUCAGCAAUCCGGCAGAUUCUUCUGAAUCCAUGUCAUCGUCGUCCCGUUCAAGCAGGUCACCCCUUCACCCAGUGCUCCAAGUCAAAGGGGUGGGUCAAGUCCCCCACAUGGCGGCCGGUGACCCCGGCGACAAGAACACGGCAGGGAGUUGGAUUGGGGAAAAGGGUAUGGGCGAAAUACCACUCGCUUCGUCGCGAUCGAGAGCUUCAGACGCGAGUUCCGUGGACAUGGACGGGUUGUCGGCUUUGUCAUCCCUGCGAUCGAGAAGUUCGGUUAGGUCGAAAGGAUCGGAAUCCAGUUUUAACAGUCGUGCAACUAGUAAAACAGGUGGAGUACCGCGGAGCAGAAAGCGCGGCGGGAAGGAGAGGCAGGCGGGGGGCAGAAGCGGCGCGUUUCAGUCGACAUCUACGGCAGAGCGUAUCAAGGCGGAGGCGAGACGCGGAGAGGCCUUGCUCGAGCCGCUAGUUUGUCCUCGACAGCAGCUGCUCAAGAAUAUAUUGGAGACGAGUGAGACCUUACAACCAUUGGCCGUUCGGCUGACAAACCUCAGCUAUUGGUACCAACAGCGACGACUUCUCGGCGGUGCCCGACACAUGCACCGGGGAGCCGUGUUCGACCCUCGCACCAAGCGUUGGGAAGCGUCCGUGUACAUGCUCGGAGACAGGCCUUCCGACGGAAAGCUAGUGCCAAUCCUUACGCCCAUCAAGUCCGUCGGGACAACGAUUUCAACGAAGGGCCAGGCACUCGCCAUCGCAGCCAAAUCGGCGAAAGAGAGGGACGCGAACCCUGGCGCCGUAAGAGGACCGAAACCUCCGGGAAUGACGCAACUCACGAUGCUGCAGACCCACAUAUCGAUCUUGGUUGUCAGCGAUGCGUUCACGGGGCUGUCGCAUGCUGACCGCCUCGCUCUCGUCUUCACGACUCUUCACAACGAGCUCGCCGCCUCCGCCCGCCCACCCCCUUCUCUUCCUGACAAUAGCACCAACGCCUUCUCCUCCCCACUUCCUUCUUCAAACACACCACCCUCAUCACUCCUGUCCCCAGCAACCAAAGCCAAGAAAACAGCAACAGCGCUGACGCCCGAUUCGGUAGAGGGGGGCCGGCGCGACCCCAGCGUUGCUGACGAAGCGGAUGACCGCUCGAAUGCAAGACGCGGUGUGUCCGUGCAGAGCCCAGGAUACCACGAUGAAAGCAAAAGGGCGGCCGCAGGUCGACCUCACAGCAUUAGAGUAGUGGCGGCGGGCGGGGAGAGGCAAGUUGGCGAGGAAAAAGGGUCCAGUGGAGGUGGAGGAAGAGAAGAAGGGGGGCGAAACGAUGUAUCGAACGGCGGUCGACUCCCCGUUGGGACGGCAUCGCCCUCGAGUGUCCAUCCCAUCAUCCCAAUCGGCGACAUCAACAGCCAGGAAGAGCGCCGAAAGGACGGCGAUCGACGGCAGCGGCGGCGUCAUCGAGUCAUCCGAGGAAACGUGAAGGCCAGCUUCGUGGGGCAAAACGUGGAAGGGCUGCCCGUGUGGGGAGCGCUAGACGCGAUAGCCGGUUCUUCGCUGCUGGUAGACUGCAGGACUCCGGCGCAGUGGCGAGCCGAAACUUUUCCGCCGACACAGCAGGAUCGAUGUCUUGUGCACCGUCAAGGCCCCGGAGCGCUCUACGUGCACUCAAGAAGUCACAUCAACGAAAAGGAAGAACGCUUCGAGGAGCUGUGGGGGCCAGCGAGGUCUGGGCACCGGACCCUCGCCAACAACCCGCGCGUCAAGGAGGGCGCUGUGAGGAGCACGAUGGAGAGGAUAAUCGCAGAGAGCAAGGCGUUAAGAGAAGCGGCACCAAAGUUCGAGCACUUCGACCGCUUCGGCGAGUCGAAUGGAGAUGCAGAUCAAACCAAGGGAAAUCCGCCGCCACCGAAAAAGAGCGGGGGGGAAAGUCAUGGUGCCGGUCAUCAACCAAACACGAACCCCUCCGUUGCCACCCCCGCCGCGACCAAAGCUGGCCGCACGCACCCCCACUUCUUCCACGGCCUAGGCCCCAACGCCCGCAAGCUUUUCAUGGAGCUUUACACCGAGAAUCGCUCUCGCCUCCUCGCCCCUAUUUCAAGAAGGAGCGCCGACGUAGCCGGACCCGUCGCCUCCUCAGGGCGCCACCUCUCCGCAGCGCCGGCCCCACCCGACGGUACGUCUCUCCCAAGCCCUACCACCGCACGGAACGGCUCACAACUAUCGAUAUCCCGGCAGCAGCAGCAGCAGCUGCACGAGAAGACUCCUCCGCGGGAAGAGGGAAAAUCUCCCCGAUCUGUCUCUGGCUCCUUUGCCGCCGUCGGCGGCGGUGGCGGCGGCGGCGCAGCAGCAGAAAACGUACGCCACGCUGCCGGCGCGUUCGCGGCGUCCGGUCCGCCGCCCGAUCUAGACGCCGGCGUCUUGGACCGCUACGGGGUCCUGCUGGGGCGGCUCGUCGAGGCGGCGACGAGGAUCCAGCGAGAGCGGAGGCUCGGUGGCCUGCCUCGCGCAGCCCGGCGCCUGUGGCGGCGCCAGCGGGCGGUGCUCGCAGUGCAGCGGGUUUUCCGAGGUCAUCUUGGGCGAAGUUAUGCCUCCAUGUGGAAAGUUGUCGCCGUCCUGGCGGCAACAAGGUUGUCUGCCGGUUGGCGUCGAUUCUCCACCCAGAGAAAAUUCUUGGCUUUCCGUGCGCGGGCCCGCGCCGGGGCCAUCGGCCUACAGAGGAGCAUCAGGGGUUUCCUCGUCCGAAAGGCGUAUAAACGACGGUUCCAGGAGGCCGUGAGAGUCAAGGUCAUCGUGCCGUCGGCCGGGGUUUUGCAAAAGUGCUGGAGGGGGAAGAAGGGGCGGGAGGAGGGGGCCCUUCGGAGGCGAAUGUGGGCCGCCGCCAUAGAGAUUCAGCGCCACGUGAGAGGCUUUAGCAAAAGGAUGUGGUGGGCCAGGGUGUUGUUUUGCCGGCUGGAGCACGCUAUGGCCACGAGGAUCGCAGCGGUCGGCCGAGGGUACAUCGACCGGGAGUUGGUCAAGGCUCGAAGAUCUCAGCGUCAUUUCUUGCACACAAUCACGCCGGCCUGUGUCCUGAUUCAGAGCCAGUGGAGGGGGUACACGAGGCGAAGAGAUCUCGCCAAGCACAAACAACGCUGGCUAGCGGCGCUCUUCAUUCAGGUUGCUUAUCGAGGGGCGGUGUUCCGAAGGCAUGCUAGGCGUCGGUAUGAGGCAUGGCUCGUGCGGCACAAGGGGUUCUCGGCGACGAAGAUUCAGGUACCGACCAGGAGAGAGAGAGGGUGCCAUGCAAUAGUGGGACUAGAAGAGCAAGUGGCCCCAUGA